This is a messenger RNA of Drosophila gunungcola (fruit fly), 2402 nucleotides long. RefSeq lists its product as uncharacterized. NCBI's taxonomy places the organism in Eukaryota, Metazoa, Arthropoda, Insecta, Diptera, Drosophilidae. Gene Ontology annotation, molecular function: protein binding. The record is from RefSeq and is a predicted model, not a curated record. The transcript has 6 exons. Bases 390 to 2402 code for a protein of 670 amino acids.
GAAGAAAGAUUUCCAAUUUACUGAACACCUUCCAUUGGUUUACAUUUCGCUUGCUCUCCUGUUUUUAAACCAAAACGAAAAACAUAAAUUGGCAAAACUUUAAAAUAAUUAGUAAAACAAUGGUAAUCCGGAGAAAGGUCAUAAAGUGAUAAUUUUCGCGCGCUCAAGUGAAAACCAAAGAAACGUGUGCGGUGGGAAGUUUACGCAGCCCCGAAGUAAAGGCCAAAAAUCAAUAAGCGUGUAAGAUUUGUAAACACGACAAGCCCUCUUGAUUUUUCCCUGCGGAACAUACCCUGCCACUCCCACUUCCACGCCCCCAGUGAACUGUGACCGCCAGCUGCUGCCCAGAAAAAAAGUCCGUGAAACCGCAGAAAUAACCAUUAGCCGAAAUGGUUUCCAACUUAGCGCUGUCUUUGCUGCUGAUGAUUGCGGGAGCAGCAGCCACCGUGGAGCAGGUGGAGUACCUGGAUGCACAGCAAUCUUCGCCAGCGGAUCACCGACUCAGCAAACGCAUGGAUCUGGAGGUGUGCAUAGGUCACUUCGACGUUCAUAAAAACACCAUAAUCCGCACCGGGGAAUCCCAGGCGAUUGGAGGCAAGUACCUCCAGGGUCUCGAGCUGGACACCAUUGAGGAGUGCGAAAGGCUCUGCUGCGAAACGGACGCCUGCGACGUGUACAUCUUCGAGCGGAAGGCCGGGGGCUAUUGCUACCUCUUUGAGUGCGGGCCCCCGGAGGAUUUCCGCUGCAAGUUCACGCGCCACGCCAACUACACGAGUGCCGUUCUGAACCCGCAGCCCAGGCAGGCCAACGAAAUGGUCAGCACUCCGCGUCCGCAGUUGCCCCACAUCCCCAGCAACAAUGUGUCGCAGCAGGAAUGGGAGCUGAGCAACUUGAAGCUGAAACCGGAAGCGAGGGACAAGCCCACACUUUCCACCGCCGCGGUGGUGGUUCCCACAUCCGGAACGGGUGCGGGUUCGGGUGUGGGUGUGGGUUUGGGCCAGUCGGCAGUUUACCAAGCUCAAAGUGCUCCCGCUGCGCAUUGUGGUCGCUUCCAGUUUACCUGCCAUUCCGGCGAGUGUAUCGCGGUUUACAAUGCCUGUGAUGGAAUUCCCCAGUGCGAGGAUGGGAGCGACGAGGGACCGGAAUGCAUCACGGUAUCGUCGACGGCCACAAAGUCGGGCAGUAGCGGCAGCAACCUGGAGCCCGUGAAGCCCUUGGUUCAGCAGUAUAUGCCUGUGCAGAAUGUGCAGCAACAGUUGCAGGUCGUGGCCCAGCAGCAACAGCAACAACAACAGCAGCAGCAGCAGCAACCACAACAUGUCAUUGUUUUGGGUCCACCACCACCACCGCCGCCACCGCCGCCCAUGGUGAACAAUCGCGAAGAUGCCGCCGCCUGGGCAAACCGCAAGAUGAUUGCCGAAGGGCAGCAGCAGCAGCAAGAGCCAUUGCCGCAGCAGCAGCAACAGCAGCAAUUGCAACAGCAGCAGCAGGCAACUCAGCAGAAGGCAGCGAUCAUAAAUACCGAUGAGCAGAGCCACAUCUUCAGCCACAAAGGCGGCCUCCAAUUGCAGCAGCCUUCGAACGGCCAGGGGCAGAUCCAGCAGGGACCGGCGUCGGCGGUUCAGGUUCAGGGGCAAUCAGCACCGCUCCAGUUGCCCGGCUACGACGGCAACCAAGCUGUGUACGGCAUGUCGCUGCCACGCUCCGGAAUUUAUUUGUCACAGCAGCAACUCCCGGCAUCCGCUGGCCAGCAGCAGCAGCAGCAGGUGCCCUCCAAUGCGGUGUGGCCACCACAGACGCCUUUGGCCCCGCAGCAACAGUCGCCGGUGCAGCAGCAGCAGCAGCCAUCGCUGGCACCGCAGCAACCUGGUCAUGUCUAUGCCCCUGCUUCGGCCAUCCAAUCGCCGCCAGCCCAGCAGCAAUCCAUGCUGCCUGUCCUGAAUGCCGCACCCGCAAUGGGAAAAAAUCAGGGCCCAUCGGUGGACGGUGACUAUGAGGAUUACGACGAGGAAACCUACACAGAGGCGCCAAAGAAGAAGCAACACAAGCACAAGAAGGUCAAGGCGAAGACGGCCAAGGACCCCAUUGAACUGGCCCUGGAGCAGAAUAAGCAGCAGCAGGAUGCAACGCGGCCAGUUCUGCCCGUGCCCGUUUCCCCAGUGCACGAGCAAUACAAGAUGAUCCACGAGAACCUGGCGAUGGAGUUCCGUGACCACGACGGUCACUCGGAGCGUCCGGGCGGAGCAGUCCUCUCGCUGACCCUGGGCCUGCUGGUGACCGCCGCCCUGGCCAUCCUCAUCGGGUGCAGGAUGCGGACGGUGAGCCGGAGGGCACGACGCCUGGGCGGCAAGACGCCCUACUCCCAGGAGGCCGACUUCCUGGUCAACGGAAUGUAUCUUUAA